UGUGAGUCUCUUAGCCAAUGGCUGUGUGUUCCCGACCGGGAGUCAGUGGGUUUUGUAGAAACUGGGUUAAAGGAGGCAAAGGAAAGAAAAACAGACAGAGGAACACAAAGAGUUAAGCAAGACAUCAGCCACAACCAACCAAGUCCAGCCCAUCAUGAAAGACAGCAUUCAAAAUGGUGGAUGUCCACUGAGCCUUGAGAGGGACUAAAGACAGAGAGGAUGCUUUUAAUGGAUCCAAAGCUCAAGAGCAUCCUAAAAGGCUGAUGGGACACCACUUAUUAUCACUGAGGAGGAUCAUGUUAACUGAACGUCUGGUUUAAGUCUUCAUUAUAAAAGAAUAAUGUUUUCUGCACAGGGAACUGCUGCUUUGGCUCUUUUUCACAGUUUGCUGUUAGUGACUGCAUUGAUAGACUCUGAUGAUGUCAUCACACGAGACGAGCAGAUCUAUGUUUUGAUUGGUGCUCACGCUAAGUGUGAAAGAAGCAUCAAGACGCAAAAGGCUCUGGUUAAAGACGGUGAGUGUAACCCAGAGUGGGACGGGAUCAUCUGCUGGCCUCGGAGCAGAGUGGGUCAGCUGGUGUCAGUCCUGUGUCCAGAGUACAUCUACGACUUCAACCACAGAGGCCGCGCUUACCGCCAGUGUGAUGCGGGGAACUGGGAGCAGGUUCCCAUUAUCAACCGCACAUGGGCCAACUACACCGAGUGCACCACAUACUUGACGUCCAACCACAGGAGACAAGAGGAGAAGGUGUUUGAGAGACUACAUCUCAUGUACACUGUUGGAUACUCCAUUUCUCUCGCAUCACUGUUGGUCGCCGUCUCAAUCCUCUGCUAUUUCAAACGUCUUCACUGCACACGUAAUUACAUCCACAUUCAUCUCUUCACCUCGUUCAUCUGUCGAGCUGUCAGCAUUUUCGUGAAGGACGCUGUGCUCUACAACAUAUCUGAUGACAAAACUGCUGAGCCUGAGUACACUGACCAGAAGCCUCAUAUGGCUGGCUGUAAAGUUGCUGUUACUUUCUUCUUUUACUUCCUGGCGACAAAUCAUUACUGGAUCCUGGUGGAGGGACUGUAUCUACACAGUCUCAUCUUCACCUUCCUCUCUGACAAGAACUACCUCUGGCCCUCACUAUCAUCGCUGGGCUUAGGUGUUCCUGCUGUGUUUGUGUCUGUUUGGGUCAGCGCACGAGCAUCGCUGGCUGACACGCAAUGUUGGGACAUCAGUGCAGGAAACCUGAAGUGGAUUUAUCAAGUUCCCAUUUGGCGCCCUCUGCAGGUAAAUUUUCUUCUCUUCCUCAACAUCAUACGAGUCCUGGCCUCUAAGCUGGGGGAGACAAACACUGGUAAACUGGACCCGCGACAGCAAUAUGGGUAACUAAUUAAAUCCUUUAGGAAUCAUAAUCCACACUCGUGCUCAUUGCCGUUGUUUGGAGUUCACUACAUGGUGUUCAUGGCUCUGCCUUACACUGAGGUGACUGGGCUGCUGUGGCAGGUGCAGAUGCAUUAUGAAGAUUUUUAUUAAGCAAUGUUAUUUUUGUCUUCCCAGGGCUUUUUUGUAGCCUUUAUCUACUGUUUCUGCAAUGGCGAGGUGCAAGCGGAGGUAAAGAAGGCGUGGUUGAGACGCAGCCUGGCUCUGGAUCUCAAACAGAAAGCGAGAAUGACCAGCAGUGGCGGAGGAGGCAGCUGCUACUACGGCGGCAUGAUGUCUCACACCACCACCUACAGCGUCAGCCUGUCUGCUGCCAAUCCCAGAAAUCAAUCCUUCACCUCCGCUGGAGGUGUAGGGUCAGGCAUCAAGCCCCCACGCCUCAGCUCCCUCCAUCCACCAAACAGCCUGCCUGGAUACAUUCUUCUGAUACAGAAACCAUUAAUCCUAAACAGAGCCGGUUGUUUGGAAACCGGGAGGGACGGAGUCUGGAGUUUUGCACGUCAUACCAGAGCCAGCAAAGGGAAUGAUGAGUACAAAAGUCAUGGAGCGCUUUUGGCAAAGGCUCGUGGAGCAGAAGCAGAGAGCCGCUCAUCUGUCAAAGAGCUGGAGACCAUCUUGUGACUAUUUGCAAGUGUUGAGAUCAGAACUUACUGGAAGAGUGACAUGUCGCAAAGAGGUAGAUUUGACUGUCCUGUAAUCAGAGGGUUGGUGGUUCAAUCCCUGUAGCUCCUCCUUUCAACAUGUUGAUGAUGAGUGUUAUCUAUAAAAGUCCUUAUGUUGAUAAGAAUUUUCAACUACAAGACUGAGGACCUACUAAAGUAAACAUUUGAAGGAUUUAAGCUAUUCAGAUUGUUUUCUGAACUUCUGUGAUUUAGAAACAUUUCCAGUCUCAAAUUCAAAACAACAUGGAUAACAAGUCCUCAAAGUCAAUAUCAACAUUUGACAGGUGGAAAGAUAGCCUGAAAUCCAUCUCACCGGAUUAAUCACAGGAUGGGAUCAAAUGUCCAUUGUAUGAGGUUAAAAAGUCUAGACAGGUUACACUUUCCUCUGCUGCCUUGUUUUUCUGUCACUGUUGUCUACUCAGCCUGACAGGACCCAGAGGGCUGACACAGACAAACCUUUUGCCCCUCACAGUUCAAACCCCAGCUCCUCUCUCUGUGUAACCUCUGCCCUGAAAGCCCUCACAACACCAUUCAGAAUUUCACACACUCCCCCUUCAGGGCUUGACUCACAGAUACAGACUCCUGAGUUGCCGUGGACUUGAAUCAUUGAGGUCUGAGUGACACACCUGCAGCACAAGUCGCCAGUGUUCAUGAGACAAACAGACGGGGAAGUGUGUCUAUACAUGAGUGUUUGCUCUGUGUUUAUAGGAUUUGUACAGUGUAAGAUAAGUCUGGUAAUUUAAUAAAGGAGCAUGCUUUGACAGUUGAAGUAAAGUGGUUUUGGAAGAAUAAAAAAUAAA
Messenger RNA from Notolabrus celidotus (New Zealand spotty), 2891 nucleotides. It is a transcript of the gene pth3r, whose product is annotated as parathyroid hormone 3 receptor. Gene Ontology annotation, biological process: cell surface receptor signaling pathway; adenylate cyclase-modulating G protein-coupled receptor signaling pathway. The record is from RefSeq and is a predicted model, not a curated record. Gene Ontology annotation, molecular function: peptide hormone binding; G protein-coupled peptide receptor activity. NCBI's taxonomy places the organism in Eukaryota, Metazoa, Chordata, Actinopteri, Labriformes, Labridae. Gene Ontology annotation, cellular component: plasma membrane.